AUGGCUCGACCAGAAAAGAACGAGCCGAGAAAUGGAGGACCCUCUUUCGGUGACGGAUUGCCGAGCUGCCCGAUUUCGAGGGUCGAGAGCGUUUAUGAACAGCGCGCAAAGAAAGAUAUUUGGUGCCACAGUGACAGUGGAAAAGUGCGCGAGAUCUUCGGCGGACGUACACGCCGCGGACUUGGCGAUGAGAAAGACGAGAAGACCGCCACCCGCCACGUCAAAAUCAAAAUUGCGCCAUUCACCAGAUUCGGUCACGAACUAUCAAACACGCCAGCAGAGAAGGUGGUUGCCUUACGGCCGGUGACGCUGGCAAAGCAUAAAUUUUGGGAUCUCAGCAUGACUGACGGUCCUUCAUCGGAAGCUCCCGGUCGAAUUGGUAGGUCUACUCCGCAAAAUCUCGGUCCAUUAUUUCGAGCAUCGAAACUACCUCUUGUGAACUCGUGGCAGUCCCCAACGUUUUCUGAAUCAAGCCUCCGGAUUCCUAUUCCGUUCACCAUUGAAUGGCUGAUUACGUCGGUGUCAGCUAAGUAUCUUGCACACAUCGGUUCAAAAUGCCUUCAGCUCGACCGACUAACUCAAGUCACCUCACCGCUCGGCUUAUCGGCAUAUUCAUGGGACCCCUUCACAACGGCCGUAUUAAAGGCUUUGGGCACUAUAUCAAGAGACCGAUCGGUCACUGGUGACCUCCGGCGUUCUCUUCGUCUGCGGCCAUCACGGGUAGGCUGCAUGACGCACGACACCAGUAUGUCGCGCACGAAAGUGCCUCCGACGAACCGCUCGGACGAGUCUCUCCCCCUGCGUCAUCAUCAUCCUUCCUUCGUCGUCUCCAAGUGGGGCCGUGGACCUAACAGUGUGCCGCCCUCCCUCCCACCGGCCAUUCGGGCUCUCCUUUAUCCACUUUGCCGCGUCGGCCGUCGCACAUGCCAGCAACCCGAUGCCGUCAACUUGGGCUACCUGAUCUUCCGGGGAGAAACGACAAUGUCGCAAGGUUCAUGUCAAGUCGAGUACCUCACACAUCGCGGUGCGAUGCGCACGCUCAUCGAAUGCACCUGUCCCGGGUACAUAUGCACAUUCGCGCGCAACGUACCAAGCCGCACAUGCAAGCACACCGCUGGUGUUUACGUUUGCAGCUCGGAGCGGGCGGAGAACAGCCCGCCCGCGAGAGAAUUGCAGUUCAUGCCGCAUAGCUGGGUAGCGACCGGCAACACUGAUCGCUUCUCUAACGUAGCCACGGUAACACCACUCCAAUACUGGCCACCGACACCAGCGGGUACCUAG
Molecule: messenger RNA, 1281 nt
Organism: Laetiporus sulphureus 93-53
Lineage: Eukaryota; Fungi; Basidiomycota; Agaricomycetes; Polyporales; Laetiporaceae
Exons: 10
Coding region: 1-1281 (426 amino acids)
Molecular function (GO): zinc ion binding
Source: RefSeq, a predicted model, not a curated record